Molecule: messenger RNA, 483 nt
Organism: Ambispora gerdemannii
Lineage: Eukaryota; Fungi; Glomeromycota; Glomeromycetes; Archaeosporales; Ambisporaceae
Source: the annotation of a GenBank genome assembly
AUGCCGCACUCUUACGGUAUCCGUGCCCGUACGCGGUACAUGUUUUCCCGCAGGUUCCGUGAAAAAGGGCAAAUUAGACUUUCGACCUUUCUAAAGACAUACAAAAUAGGAGAUAUCGUUGAUAUCAAAGCUAAUGGUGCCGUACAAAAAGGCAUGCCGCAUAAAUUCUAUCAUGGUCGCACUGGGAUCAUUUACAAUGUGACCAAAUCUGCUGUCGGUAUCAUCAUCAAUAAACGAGUUGGUAAUCGAUACCUCGAGAAAAGAAUUAAUGUUCGUAUCGAGCAUAUUAAGCAUUCAAAGUGUCGAGAUGAUUUCUUGCGCCGUGUUAAAGAGAAUGCACGACUUAAGCAUGAGGCUAGAUCGAAAGGCGAAAAAGUAAAUCUUAAACGACAACCAGUGUUGCCUCGACCGUCGCAUUUCGUGUCCACACAGAAAAAUACACCGCAAACUAUUAUGCCGAUUGCAUACGACACACUCGUAUAA